Molecule: messenger RNA, 690 nt
Organism: Cydia amplana
Lineage: Eukaryota; Metazoa; Arthropoda; Insecta; Lepidoptera; Tortricidae
Gene: CPR52
Product: endocuticle structural glycoprotein SgAbd-3-like
Exons: 5
Coding region: 47-616 (189 amino acids)
Cellular component (GO): chitin-based extracellular matrix
Molecular function (GO): structural constituent of chitin-based larval cuticle
Source: RefSeq, a predicted model, not a curated record
AGUGUAGGCACAUUUUUGUGCCAUCUACCUUCGUGAUCACAUCACCAUGAAAUACUUCAUCGUCCUUGCUCUGGCUUCCGUGGCCUCCGCGGCGCGUCUGGAUAAUGUCUACUUGCCUCCCAACGCCAGGUCUUCAGGCGGCCCCGGCGCAGGCCUGCAGACCCCUAAGGGAGGCUCCCAGGGAGCACAACAGAGCCAAGGAGGUUCCAACGCCCAAUCUCAAAGCUACUCCAGUGCCUCAGCCGGCGCCUCAGCCAGCAGCCAGGCUGAGAUCCUGAGGUUCGACAACGAGAUCAACGAAGAGGGCUUCCGCUAUGCUUAUGAGACCAGCGACGGCACCAAGGCUCAGCAGGAAGGCCGCGUCAUCCCUGGCUCCAAGCCCGAAGAAGGCUCCCUCCAAGUCUCCGGCUCCUACUCGUACGUCGGCGACGACGGAGAGACGUACUCCGUGACGUACACCGCCGACGAGAACGGGUACCAUGCUGAGGGUGACCACCUCCCCACCCCGCCGCCGAUCCCGGAGGCGAUUCUCAAGAGCUUGCAGCUCACGGCCGGGAAUGGUGCUCAAUAUGAUAGCCAGAGGAGCAGUUACGACGCCGACAAAACUGGAUACUAACAUACAAACAUACAUUAAAUUAUCCAUUCUACCACUUUGUUAAUAUACAGUCAGAGACAAAAGCAUAUUGAUUA